UUCAUGUAUACUAAAUAGAGAAGAAGAUAGAAGCCUUUUAUGCAAUUACUAUGGAAGUUACCAAGGUUCUAAUGCUGUUUGUAGCUAUAUGGAAACAUUCGCUGGCUUUACCUAUACAAGUCCAUCAGAGUGCAGCCUAUGCAGUCAACAAGACUGUUCUUGAUGGAGAAGUUGCCUUUCGACGCACCCGCAGUGCUGCUAUGUGCGAUAAAUGUCUCUGGCCGACAUCCCCAAAUGGAACCGUUUUUGUGCCUUUUGUUAUUUCCUCAAUAUUCUCUAAAACUGAGAAAUUACUUAUUAAUGAAGCCAUGAAUCACUUUGAACGUACGACCUGUGUUAAGUUUGUCAAUAGAAGAGCAGAGGUAGACUAUCUCAGUGUGGAGUCUGAAGAGGGGUGCUGGUCGUACAUCGCAAAGCUUGGUGGCCAACAGAAAGUGAGCUUGAACAAGGCAAUGUGCAUGUCAUCUGGUAUAAUACAACAUGAACUGAUGCACUCACUGGGAUUUUACCAUGAGCAGAACAGGAGUGGAAGUGACAGAGAUAAACAUGUUGAAAUAAUGUGGCAGUACAUUGAUGAAGGCCGAAGAUCAUUUUUUCAGAUGGAGAAUACCAACAAUCUGGACUUUUCGUACGAUUAUAGUUCAAUCAUGCAUUCUCAGAAUACCACAUACACCAACACUCUGAAUAAAGCUACCAUUAUCCCAAAACCUGACCCCAGAGUGCCUAUAGGACAGAGGCUAGGACUGAGUCAUUUAGACAUGAUGAAAAUAAACAAACUCUAUAACUGCAGUGUCUGUCGAAUUAAGUUAACAGAUCCUUUAGGAUCUUUCUCUCCUUCUGGCAUCUCUUUUGGACAGGAUAGUAGCUGUCUCUGGUUUAUUCAAUCUGAAAUAAACAAACAGGUUUAUCUGCAACUCAGUGACAUUAAUAUUACUCGUUCAGCUGGAUGCUCUGACAGUUACAUAAAGGUUUAUGAUGGGACCAGCAAAUCUGAUGAUGUUCUCCUGGACAAGACUUGUGGAGAUUUAGAAAUCUCACCACUUCUUUCUAGUGGGAAUAGCAUGCUGGUGGAAUUUGUGAGCAAUCAGGCACCAGCUCUUAGCAGAUUUAAAGCUCUCUAUAAAAAAGUGCCUCCCAUGAGAUAAUGAGAUGAAAUGAAGAAAGAACAUACCGUAUAUACUCGAGUAUAAGCCGACCCGAAUAUAAGCCGAGGCCCCUAAUUUUACCCCAAAAAACUGGGAAAACUU
Molecule: messenger RNA, 1247 nt
Organism: Pelobates fuscus (common spadefoot toad)
Lineage: Eukaryota; Metazoa; Chordata; Amphibia; Anura; Pelobatidae
Product: astacin-like metalloendopeptidase
Exons: 10
Coding region: 51-1145 (364 amino acids)
Biological process (GO): proteolysis
Molecular function (GO): metalloendopeptidase activity; zinc ion binding
Source: RefSeq, a predicted model, not a curated record